Molecule: messenger RNA, 1319 nt
Organism: Drosophila elegans
Lineage: Eukaryota; Metazoa; Arthropoda; Insecta; Diptera; Drosophilidae
Exons: 3
Coding region: 277-1068 (263 amino acids)
Source: RefSeq, a predicted model, not a curated record
CAUUUCAUUUGUGUUUUGCAACUAGUAUCCGUCGGUCGUGCGAGUACGAAGUGAAUCCGAGUUCAAAUAAAAGCUUUUGUAUUUACAUUUAUGUGCAUUUAUUUCUUAAUAACGAACAACACACCCCCGCUAAUAAAAAAACACAGUAAAAUUGGUAAUUCUGUAAUUCCUUUUCUUGUGCGCGAACAGCGACCAAAACAUAUGGGUGGACCUUAGUCGCAGUCUUUUGGGGUGCUCGUUUUCAAACAAUAUUCGCGAACCAAAUUAUAAAUCAUAAUGAAUGUUAAGUCGAGAUCCAGCCUUUGGAGAUUAGCUAAAGAAGAUAAAGCGAAUAGAUCGUUAGCUUUGGAUGAUAUAGAACAUGAAUCUGAUUUCACAAAUAAAUCAAAUAUUUCUGCUCCAGAAUUACCUGGUGACUCGAAGCAGAAUGAGCCCAAUAAAUCGAUAAGAUCUAAUCAAAAUAAUUGUCUGACUCAAAACCAAUUUGAUCAACUCGUUCAAGUUCUAAGCUCCGAAAAUAUAAAUGUUACCCGACUAGAGCGGAGAAUUGAUAAAAUUGAGUCCCAGCUUUCGAUGCUGGCAGGCCAAAAUAUCAAAAUUCUUGCAACAUUAAAAAAAAUUGCGGACAAAUUUCAAACCUCUCUGCCGAAAGCAGAGUUUCCAAUAAAAGCAAUUGAAGAACUUGAUGAAAUAGAAGCUAAAGUAGCGGCAAACCCGGACAAAUAUGCUGAACUGUUCCGAACCAUCCUCUCCCCUGAGGGCGUGAGAAAGCACUUGAAUAGAAUUUUGGAUCAAUCAAUUCUCAUGAAUAUGAACUAUUCAGGAACGUGUUCCAAAACUGGCCUGAAUUCCUACGUAAACUUAAAUAUGGCUUUGUUUGAGUCACAAAAAAAGGAAGGAUACACAUUCGGAGACUAUGGGAAGGAUGUUCGAACGGCAUUCGCGAAAUUAAAAAAUAGGGUAUACAAAGCCGCAACAUUAUCCAAAAAAAUGCGUAAAGCGACAGAAGAUGAAGAUCUUGAUCUCGACUCUAGCUGCAAAAUGGAUUUCUCUCCUGACGUAAAUUAGUUUUCUUUACUUUAAGUUCUUUUCAUAGGUGUGAAAAAAAGAUAAGUGUUUUUAGAUUCGCAUUAUUGGUUUGACUUGCAGUCAUCCAAAAUGUUAAUUAUUCAAACAUGUUAACCAAAAGCGUUUCACCUAAAAAAAAACUCAAUUCCUUAGUUUCUCGUCCAUAACGAACAAUCGUUACAUCAAUAUUCAAACGCUACAAUUUAUAAAAUUCGUUUUGAAUUAAAAAUAAUGAUCAAACAUCAAAAAUA